Messenger RNA from Penicillium verrucosum, 911 nucleotides. RefSeq names its product tubulin beta chain. The transcript is spliced from 7 exons. Gene Ontology annotation, molecular function: structural constituent of cytoskeleton; GTP binding; GTPase activity. Gene Ontology annotation, biological process: microtubule cytoskeleton organization; mitotic cell cycle. Gene Ontology annotation, cellular component: cytoplasm; microtubule. The coding region runs from base 93 to 911 and encodes 272 amino acids. The record is from RefSeq and is a predicted model, not a curated record. NCBI's taxonomy places the organism in Eukaryota, Fungi, Ascomycota, Eurotiomycetes, Eurotiales, Aspergillaceae.
CUGGCCUUCUUGCUUUCUCUUCUUCCCCAUCCUCCCUGACUUGUCACCGGUUCUCCUUUUUUUUCGUCCAUCUCUUUUUCAAUCCCUUCAAAAUGCGUGAGAUUGUUCACCUCCAAACCGGCCAGUGUGGUAACCAAAUUGGUGCCGCUUUCUGGCAAACCAUCUCUGGCGAGCAUGGUCUCGAUGGUGACGGACAGUACAAUGGUACCUCCGACCUCCAGCUCGAGCGUAUGAACGUCUACUUUAACCAUGCCAGCGGUGACAAGUACGUUCCCCGUGCCGUUCUCGUCGAUUUGGAGCCCGGUACCAUGGACGCUGUCCGCUCCGGUCCCUUCGGCAAGCUUUUCCGCCCCGACAACUUCGUCUUCGGUCAGUCCGGUGCUGGUAACAACUGGGCUAAGGGUCACUACACCGAGGGUGCCGAGCUUGUUGACCAGGUUCUCGAUGUCGUCCGCCGUGAAGCCGAGGGCUGUGAUUGCCUCCAGGGUUUCCAGAUCACCCACUCCCUGGGUGGUGGUACCGGUGCCGGUAUGGGUACACUUCUGAUCUCCAAGAUCCGUGAGGAGUUCCCCGACCGUAUGAUGGCCACCUUCUCCGUCGUCCCCUCCCCCAAGGUCUCCGACACCGUUGUUGAGCCUUACAACGCCACCCUCUCCGUCCACCAGCUUGUUGAGCACUCCGACGAGACCUUCUGUAUCGAUAACGAGGCUCUCUACGAUAUCUGCAUGCGUACCCUCAAGCUCUCCCAGCCCUCCUACGGUGACCUGAACCACCUCGUCUCCGCCGUCAUGUCCGGUGUGACCACCUCCCUCCGUUUCCCCGGUCAGCUCAACUCCGAUCUCCGCAAGCUCGCCGUCAACAUGGUCCCAUUCCCUCGUCUGCACUUCUUCAUGGUCGGCUUCGCCCCCUGA